UCUGGUCACAUUCCGCAGAAGAACAUUCUCUUCUCUGACUCGCCAUCUCCCAACUUAUUCCCAGCCCCAAACGCUUUCGCUUUCCACACACACAAACCAUCAACGUUUCUCCUUCUUCCUCCUUUUCCCGUUCAGAUCCUUACCCACCCACCCCAAAAAAAAAAAAAAAAUAAAAAAAUCUUUAGGGUUUCCAAAAUCCCAAAUAAAAUUCGAUCCCAAAAUUCCCCUAUCUGUUCACCUUAUAUAUAAUCUUGUCGCAGCUGUAGGGUUUACGUUGAGGUCGCAAUUCUAAAUAUCCCUCUCGAUUCGUCUAUGCUAUUGUUGAUAGCCAGAAGAAGAAGAACAUGUAUAGCAAUUUCAAAGAGCAAGCGAUAGAGUACGUGAAGCAAGCUGUACAAGAAGAUAAUGCCGGAAACUACGCGAAGGCGUUCCCUUUGUACAUGAACGCUUUGGAGUAUUUCAAAACGCAUCUCAAGUACGAGAAGAACCCUAAGAUCAAGGAAGCUAUAACCCAGAAAUUCACCGAGUAUCUGCGUCGGGCCGAGGAGAUCCGGGCCGUACUUGAUGACGGUGGGCCUGGCCCGGCAUCCAACGGGGAUGCUGCGGUCGCCACGCGGCCCAAGACGAAGCCCAAGGAUGGUGAUGGUGGAGACGGAGAGGAUCCUGAGCAGGCGAAGCUUCGUGCUGGGCUGAACUCGGCGAUCAUAAGGGAGAAACCGAAUGUGAAGUGGAACGACGUCGCUGGGUUGGAAAGCGCGAAGCAGGCGUUGCAGGAGGCGGUUAUUUUGCCUGUGAAGUUCCCUCAGUUCUUCACUGGUAAAAGACGACCUUGGAGAGCUUUUUUGUUGUACGGACCACCUGGAACCGGUAAAUCAUAUUUGGCCAAGGCUGUUGCAACAGAAGCUGAUUCUACAUUUUUCAGUAUUUCUUCAUCAGACCUGGUUUCAAAGUGGAUGGGUGAAAGUGAAAAGCUGGUUUCAAAUCUUUUCCAAAUGGCUCGUGAAAGUGCACCAUCUAUCAUAUUUAUUGAUGAAAUAGAUUCUCUAUGUGGUCAGCGUGGAGAAGGCAAUGAGAGUGAAGCUUCAAGACGAAUUAAAACUGAACUUCUGGUGCAAAUGCAGGGUGUAGGAACCAAUGAUCAGAAAGUUCUCGUUCUUGCAGCAACAAAUACUCCGUAUGCUCUAGACCAGGCAAUAAGGCGGCGAUUCGAUAAGCGUAUAUACAUUCCACUGCCAGAUGUGAAGGCUCGCCAACACAUGUUCAAGGUGCAUCUAGGAGAUACUCCCCAUAACUUGACUGAAAGUGAUUUUGAACACUUGGCUCGCAAGACAGAGGGGUUUUCAGGUUCAGAUAUAUCAGUCUGUGUGAAAGAUGUUUUAUUUGAACCUGUUCGCAAAACCCAAGAUGCCAUGUUUUUCUUUAAAAAUCCUGAGGGUAUGUGGAUCCCAUGUGGACCAAAGCAACAGAGUGCAGUACAAAUCACAAUGCAGGAGCUUGCUACGAAAGGACUUGCUUCUGAGAUCCUUCCUCCUCCUAUAUCGAGAACAGAUUUUGACAAGGUACUUGCUAGACAAAGACCUACAGUAAGCAAAUCUGACCUUGACGUUCAUGAGAGAUUCACGAAGGAGUUCGGAGAGGAAGGUUAAUUCCGAUGGAAUUUGACUUCAAGGAUCCACACUGGUUUAAAUAUAUUAUGAUUUGUAAUUUACUUAGCUAUUGAAUCAAGUGAAAUGCAUCUUUUUUAUUCUAGUUUUGGGGAUGUGAAAUCCCCUCCCUCUUGUACGGAAGUGGAUACUCAUUUUACUUCUCCUAAAUUGUGUAUAACAGAAUCUGAAAUGAUCAGUGAAAUAAAUUGUAUGUGAUGCUGGUUGCAUGUGAUGGUCUUCAUUU
Gastrolobium bilobum is the source of this 1890-nucleotide messenger RNA. RefSeq names its product protein SUPPRESSOR OF K(+) TRANSPORT GROWTH DEFECT 1. Gene Ontology annotation, biological process: endosomal transport; vacuole organization. Bases 345 to 1646 code for a protein of 433 amino acids. Gene Ontology annotation, molecular function: ATP binding; ATP hydrolysis activity. Lineage: Eukaryota; Viridiplantae; Streptophyta; Magnoliopsida; Fabales; Fabaceae. The transcript is spliced from 8 exons. The record is from RefSeq and is a predicted model, not a curated record.